Molecule: messenger RNA, 351 nt
Organism: Cooperia oncophora
Lineage: Eukaryota; Metazoa; Nematoda; Chromadorea; Rhabditida; Trichostrongylidae
Source: the annotation of a GenBank genome assembly
AUGACCGGAAAGUCAACGGAUCCCAUUAAAAUCAAUAAGUGGGAUGGACCGACUAUUUUGAACGACAGAGUAGGAUGGAAAGAGUAUCACUCUCUGAUGGACGGAAGGCUGCUUAUUUCAUUUAUCGCUGUUUGCUUUUCUGGAUUUGCUAUUGUCUACGAUUACAUUCACCCAUUCCCAAAGUCGAAGAUUGUUCUUGCCGUCUGUUCCAUCACGUAUUUCAUACUCAUGGGAGUGCUACAGUUGUAUCAGAUGCGUACAGGCGAGAAAACGCUACUUUUUAUCAAGCUGAGCGAUGCGGACGGUAAACAGAAAGCAGGAUUCGGUGGGCAAAUGGCAGCUCCGAGCUGA